AUGAUCCCGACCGUUCGAACGCCCGAUUUGGCCCAGGCGGACUUCGAGGCGCUACUGCUGACGUGGACGCCAGGUUCGGAGGGUGGAGACAUGAAAGGGUUGGCUCGGAAGCAGGUUCGGAUGGAGGCUCGGGUGGUGAUGGACGGGGGGGAGAAGGGCAAUCAAGAGGGCAACAGCAGCGACGGGCAGCCACGCACUCUUAAGCGCCCCCGCCUCGUCUGGACCCCACAGCUGCACAAGCGGUUUGUGGACGCGGUGUCGCAUCUGGGCAUCAAGAACGCCGUUCCCAAAACCAUCAUGCAGCUUAUGAACGUGGAGGGAUUGACAAGGGAGAAUGUGGCUUCACAUUUGCAGAAGUACCGGCUCUACCUUAAGCGGAUGCAGGGCCAUUCUGGGGACGACCCAUCAGGAGGGGACCCGCUCUUCUCCUCCACGCCUCUCCCCACCAGCCUCAACAGCCCGCCCCAGCCCUUCUUCCCCCCAUCCGCGCCUCCUCCCCCCACCGCUCCUCCCCCUCUCAACCCCCUCGCGGCCGCUGCUGCCGCCGCCGCAGCAGCAGGGGGAAACCCUAUGGGGAACCUCAGGGGAGCUCUAUCCGCGUUAGGAGCAGCAGGCCUGUCCUCCCUCCCUCCUUCACUCCACCCAGACGACCCUCUCCUCUCCUCCCCUCACUUCUCCGCGGCUGCUGCUGCUGCCGCCGCCGCCGCCGCUGCUGCAGCAGCCGGAGGAGGGUCAAACCCCCUGCUCUCUUCCCAGCUAGCUGCGUCUCUUUCGAAUUCCCAGCAGCAGCAGCAACAGCAGCAGCAGCAGCAGGCGGCAGCGGCGCAAUACCUUGCCGCUGCUCAUAACCCUGUAGGGAAUCCUCUUGGUGCUGCUGCUGCGGCUGCGGCUGCUGCAGCAGACCCGAUUUUGGGACGGGCGCUGAGUGCGUAUGCGGCCGCUGCUGCGUUUUACGACCUUCAGAACAGUCACGGGCAGAAUAAUCUUGGGCAGAAUAGUCACGUUGGGGCAGGGUUGGGGGGAGGCGCUGGUGGGGGGAUGCAUGGGGGGGGAGGGCUUGGGGGAAUGCACGCUGGGGGACUGGGGGGCGGACAUGGGGGGGGAUUAAGUGGAGGACAUGUGGGGGGGAUGGGAGGAGGGUCGAACCAGCCACCAGGAGCAGCAGCAGCAGCCGCGGCGGCGGCAGCAGCAGCGGCUGCGGCAGCAGCACAGCAGCAAAGGUCACCUUCCCUCCCUUUUGCCCCGUCCCAAUUCAAUUCCUUGCUGUCUGCAGCUUCAGGGGGAAUGGGUGGUGGCUUGGGGGGAGCAAUGGGAGGGGAUAUGGGAGGUGCGGCAGCAGCAAUGGCGGCAGCUGCGGCGGCCGCUGCUGCUGCGGCGGCGGCAGGUUCGGCAGGAGGAGGAGGGGGAGGAGGGGUGGCAGCAGGAAGGGGACCGUCACCGGCUCGACAGGUGCUGAGCCUCUUUCCAGAGCAGCAGUGA
Closterium sp. NIES-65 is the source of this 1479-nucleotide messenger RNA. The record is from the annotation of a GenBank genome assembly. NCBI's taxonomy places the organism in Eukaryota, Viridiplantae, Streptophyta, Zygnematophyceae, Desmidiales, Closteriaceae.